Penicillium brasilianum is the source of this 1458-nucleotide messenger RNA. Lineage: Eukaryota; Fungi; Ascomycota; Eurotiomycetes; Eurotiales; Aspergillaceae. The record is from the annotation of a GenBank genome assembly.
CGGGAAUGACCUUGGGGCCGACCAAAAUGAUCGACGACCAAUGGUCUAGCGGUGACGAUGGGCCGAGAAGUACCAUCCUCUUUCUAUAAUGAGAUGGUAAUAGUCUGGGGAAAGGCCACAUCCUAAUGGACAGCUCCACAGCCGUUGCAAUGAACCUGGAUCAUCCCGAGGUUUUAAUCCUGGCGUUCGUCAGGCUGUGUUGGCACCAGACUCCGCCUCAAAGUGGACUCGCCCCAGGCUGCAACCCCCUUGAUGAUCGACAACCCCGUAAGAUGAGGGCGCCCCCAGAUUAUUGCUGACAUUGUGACAUUGAGAUUCACUCGGAAACUGCUCAUUGUCAAUCUUGUCACGAACUGAAUAUAUAAAUAGGAAUGAGGCGCAUGGCUGAUUCUGUGGAGAAUUGUGGAGCGAGAGCAACGCGUUGGGUGGAGACUGGGAACACUCGACAUACUGCGUACGAGGCCACCCACUCUGUUCAAGCUAGGCAGCCUGAUUGUGGAUUAUUGAUGACCAUUGAAGUUUCUCCGUUUUUCUGGCAAUAUUCUCUUCGAGGAAUCAUCGUCUGUUAAUUUUCGCGAUCUUGUCGCCAUGAUCAUUUCCGCGGUGUUUGCGAGUGCGCUCUCACUGGUGAUCGCAGUCCAGGCACAACCUCGCAGUGUCACUAACACCCCAGUGGACGGAUGCUGGGCACUUCCGAGGUGGAACAAUGAGACGAAGAUUGCUGGUCCUUGGUCAUUUCAGCUCUGGGGGUGUCGGAAUGGGACGGCCUCCAAUGGCGCAUGCGGUAUCGAGGGCUAUGGAGCUACCUGCGACGCGAAGCGGGCAGAGGAUGGAAGAGGGUUUGACCAUGGGAUUAUUACCAUCAGCGACAAUGCACAAAAUGCGAAGACGAUAUUUCGGUGCAACGGCGCAUUGCAUACCUUCGAAGCUUAUGUCCCGUCCGGCGCUGGCGCAUUAGACUGGCAUGCAAUCGGAAUUCGUCGAGAUCCCAGAACGGACGAGAUGGAAUGGGGACUAAGAUCCAAGGAAAGCGAGUCGAUCGAGGUAUAUCAGCAAUACAGCCUCGGCGAACCGGUCGAUGGCUUCCUGCUGGGAUCUCAGGGUCAAACCGACUGGGUCGUCCGGUAUUCUGGCUCGGACGUGAGCAACUUGGAGCAUCGGUCCUUCUGGUCCCUUCGGCUGGUAGGAUCGAAGACGAAGCGACGGGCUGGCGAGUAUGAAACCAAACUUCGCAUCGAUAGUGUUUGAGCCGGAUAAUUUUGCCAACGGUCGAAGGGAUGACAUGCAUCAUGACACCGCAUCAGCAGUCGAAUAUGCCGGGGGCAUAUGCAUCGUGUUUUCUGGAGUCAUGAUACCCGCUGGAAAUGAAUUGAGCUCGUUCUUCGAGACUUGUAAAUAGUCUUUAUAUACAAAAUUCUUGUCCUUGCCUACAGUGUUACUGGACAGACGAAAGAUACA